Molecule: messenger RNA, 4739 nt
Organism: Myripristis murdjan (pinecone soldierfish)
Lineage: Eukaryota; Metazoa; Chordata; Actinopteri; Holocentriformes; Holocentridae
Gene: bcl2l1
Product: BCL2 like 1
Exons: 3
Coding region: 372-1070 (232 amino acids)
Biological process (GO): regulation of apoptotic process; release of cytochrome c from mitochondria; extrinsic apoptotic signaling pathway in absence of ligand
Cellular component (GO): mitochondrial outer membrane
Molecular function (GO): BH domain binding
Source: RefSeq, a predicted model, not a curated record
AUAGUUGUGGGCGGAUCCAGCAGCUAGCUAGCUUAUCGCUGGCAGCUUUAGCCAGGCAGGCUAGCAGUCACGGACAUGAUUCCUCCUGCUAAUGUCUGGAUUGUGUGCUGACCGAGCCGCCAGACAUGAUUUUAUGGGGACUACUAUACAAGGCCUGAGCCGAUUCAUCAGCCUUGUGUAGGUUUUGUUUUUACCCCCCAACCGUCCUCUGGGUAACUGCAGACCAUGCUGGUCUGAGUCUGAACAGAGGAAACGGAGGGAGAGAGCCUGGCAUAGUGCGUGUUUACUUGGACACAGGAAGGCUUGAGGAAGACAAGAGCAGAUACGGACCAGAGCAAAGACAGGGAAAAGACUUGAACCUUAAAUUCACAAUGUCCCAAAACAGAGAACUGGUGGUUUUCUACAUAACCUAUAAACUCUCCCAGAGGAACUAUCCUUUCAACCACAUCGGGCUCAUAGAGUCCCCAAACAGGACUGAUGGGGGGCAGGCAGGGGCGGCCGAGGAACAGCGGGUAGCGACACAUGCCAACGGGACACUCAACGGCACGAGUCCGGGCACCCCGCCGGCAUCGCCCUUGCGGCGGGAGCGGUCGGCGUCCACGACGAGCCUGGACGCGGUGAAGGAGGCCCUGCGGGACUCGGCCAACGAGUUCGAGCUGCGUUACGCCCGCGCCUUCAACGACUUGCACGACCAGCUGCACAUCACGCCGGCCACGGCCUACCAGAGCUUCGAGAGCGUGAUGGAUGAGGUGUUCCGGGACGGCGUCAACUGGGGACGCGUGGUCGGGCUGUUCGCGUUCGGCGGCGCGCUGUGCGUCGAGUGCGUGGAGAAGGAGAUGAGUCCGCUGGUGUCAAGGAUCGCCGAGUGGAUGACAGUCUACCUGGACAACCACAUCCAGCCCUGGAUCCACAGCCAAGGAGGAUGGGAACGCUUUGCCGAGAUCUACGGGCAGGACGCGGCGGCAGAGGGCAGGAGGGCUCAGGAGAGCUUCAGGAAGUGGCUGCUGGCCGGGAUGACCCUGGUCACCGGAGUCGUCGUGGGGUCGCUUAUCGCCCAGAAGCGCCUGUGAGGGGAUGACAAGACAAGACAACCCCACCUCCUUUCUCCUCAGUGCACCUCCACCCACCCUUCACGGCUUCCCUCAAUAUUCACACUAUGAAAAUCAAAUAUGAAGGAUUUAAGCACUCAUCUGUUUAUCUUGCCCUCAGUCCUCUAUCUUUGCCAAGAACUGGCGAAGACGUUUACCUUUGUUUUCCUCUCACGUGCGUCCCCAUAGCACACCAAGAAUCCUCGAGUGCCGCUGAACUUGAAAAUGAGAAAAUAAAGUGAGGGGGGAGAAAGAGGAAGAGUCACAGGUGUUCUGCCACUUGUUGUACAUUCAGUUAUUUUACCCCAAACAAAACACAUGGUUACUUGCAGAGACAAAAAGAUGUUUUUUGUCAUUAUAAAAGGGAGGGGGGGGGGGGGACUAAGUUACUGUUCCUUGUACCUCUUUCUCCCACUGGUUUUCAUUUUCUGUAUUAACUAGUUUUAACAAAUUUUGUGUUUUGUUUUUCCUUACAAAGAGGGCAAAAGUGGCACUGUCUUUAAAAAAAACUUACCAAUGUAAGGAGCUCUCAUAAAGUUGUUGCUGAGUUCCUUAUUCCACAGACAGCUCUGUAUAGUAGCCUAUGUGCCAUAUGGAAGAUGAAAGCUGGGGAGGAUCAGCCACCUGCCCCUCUUUAGCAACAAAAAAAAAAGAAGCUCAGAUCUUUCCAGCAUUUGUAGUUCCCAUUUUCCCAUCCCAUCCCAUUCUUCCAUACAGUGAUAACUUUGUUUGAUUAUGCCUCUUCCUUCAUGCUCAUUGGUUUUGGUGCAAAUGGCAAACUAACACGAGUCACUGAAACAGAUUUUAGUUGACCAUGUGAGGGAGCCAUGAACUUGAAAGAUUAGCGGGCAACUGAACUCUUUGCUUGUUUGUGUGUUAGCGUGUUGGAUUUGAAUUUUAGAAUCAUUACAACCCCUCUGCUCCCGCUGAUUUGUGGUUUAUGGGAAUGCUUAGCCCAGGUUUAACCUGUUUGUGUUUAGUCAGCUUGGCGACUGCCAAACCGCUGUUUGUCCAGCACUCUGAGAAUCGGUGCAACUGCAGAGUCUGUAGUUUGGACAAGCAGGUACCAUGGCUAAGAUCAUCCAUGUUUACUAAACAGUAGCUGAAGAAUGCAGCAAAUAUUGUAGCAACCCAUGAUAGAUUGAGCAUCGGCAGUCAGACAGAGCUCUGGUGGUAGUUUGCCAGGAAACAUAAAGGGCAACAAAGCAAUGAAAGAUUCUGUAAUCUUAAACAGUAACAGUUAUGAGGGUUGGUCAUGUUUGUACAUUUGUCAUUUUCAGUAAAUAAUUUGCAAUAAAAUUCUAAUCAUGUGUUGUACAGUUCAAACAAAAGACCUAUUUUUCUGCUUUCUGUUCCACAGCCUAAUCCAAUAGUCAUUCCUCAUUUAUCAUGAAUCACCACUCAAAACUUACCGACAUGCAGUUCAGCUCUGCUCUGUCAGUGGAGCCAGAGCAGACAACAUAGCCUUUUUGAUUUAUGUAGCAAUCUAAUUGGGAUUGAAAGAAGUGGCUGUCUUUCAGAGGGAAAUAUGCAGCUCUGCAUCAAGGGUUUAUCAGAGCUGAUCGGACAUGCAUCAUUUUGUCCAUUUCCAUCUUGUGUACAUCAGCGGCUGUUUGUGGUUGUAACGCUGUAAAACCAGACACCUGCAAAUUUUCUCCCUUCCAUACACUCGGCACCUUUUCAGACAUAUUUUAAAAUCCAUCCCCAUUUUUCCCUCUCCCCCUCCUCACCCACUGGGACCCCUCCCCACACCCAGCCUCAGCUCCCUCAAAUCUGUCACGUCUCCAUCCGUCUCUCCACCUCUUUUCCUCUCCGUCCAACUCCACCCAUCCCUCUGCAGUCCCCAGGCUGUCACAGCAGCUAGUCACGUGUGUCAGUCACAGCUGGCCCACCUGCUGCUAUGUGCAAACACACCCAAACACACACACACUCACACUUUUUAACGUACACACCUGCCUGUCAGACGUAGUCCACAGGAGACAGGAAGAAGAGGCCUUGUCUUAGAUUCUGAACAUCUUUAAUUUAAACGUGGUGUCAGUCAGACGGAUGUUUGUCGCCUGGUGUUUUGGCGUCACGCUCUGCAAACUGGCAGCUCAAUUAAUUUGUUGGGAAGGAAAGGGGGGGUGGUGGGUGGGAGAAGAAGAAGACAACAGAGGGAAGGAGACUACUCCCUGUUCCCAGCAUUCCUCCAAUGCGUUAACCUUGAUUCCAGAUAAAUAAUCCCGCCUCCACCCAAAAACACUGCAGAUAUGUACUGAGUUUCAACUGUGCAUAUUACGCCAUGCCUUCCUCACUUAUUUACAAGCAAUAUUUGAAUACCAUUGAUAACAUCACAAAACAAAAAAACAUAUUGCAGGCAUGGCAGCAUCUAGAGUCAGAGCAGCAGGAAAGGCAGCUGCCAUUUUCUGAUUCAAAAUCCUGCACAAACCAACACUCCUUCAGGAAAACAGCAAAACCUUUCUUACUGUAUUUAAUAACCUGUAGGGAGGAGCGCUCAGUUUAAAUGCACCAUUUAACCUUAAUAUUGGAUAGCUGAAAUUCUCUGGGUUCAGCAGGUUGAAACCAGAGAUUAAACUUCAAAUGAGGUUGUGAAAAAAAUUGCUGGCCUGGAUGGGAACCAUUCUUUUCGGUCUCUAUGCAUAAAACAUCCAUUAGUCUGUUAUCAGCCCCGGGGUCCAGCCAGCAGCUGUGCCUCCGGCUGCAGAGCAGGACUCAUCUCUGCUCAUCAUCUCUCUCUCUCUCUCUCAUCAUUGUUGAUUUGAAUAGUGCACUCUAGGGCUCUGCUAAUUCUACUUUCAUAUUUCUGUUCACAGAAUCAUUUACCUAAAUGCUCUUUGGGUCCUGGGUAACUGUUGUUCUCUUUUUCUUCUUUAUGUAGUUAGGUAUCAUUUUGUGAGGGCAAAGUCCUUUCAUUUUCUUGUUAGGGUUUCUGGGAACAAAGAUAAACUUUGCAUUCAGAUGAAUACCAACUAAUAUCCAUUAAAUGCUUCUGUUUCUGAGCACACUAUCGUACUAGCCAAGGUCUGCUCUGAUACAUUCCAGUACAGUAUAUAUAUUUUUCUAGUGUAUGCCCCACCAAGAAGCUGCUCGCAGGCUUUUCUCUGCAGUCUGGCCCUCUCACAGAAACAAGUACCCUUCCUACUCCUAUGUGAGUGUGUGUAUGCAUGCGUGUGAAUUUACUGUAUGGCAAAAAUGUUCUUGGAGGCACAAAGGAGGAAUCGUAACAGCAUUGGCACGACCCUAUAUAUAUGCUAGUUAUUUAAACUGAUUAGAAUAGUAUGCUAGCUUAGUGACAUAUUUAAGAAAAAAAAAACUGAAACUUUGAUGGCUUUGAAACGUUAUUUAUAUUUGGUGUAAAAAGCAUAUUCGUGCCCCCUCAAAUGGCCUUAAACUCCAUCUUUGCAUUAACGUGAAUUGUUAUUCAUUGUGUUUUGUUUCGUUUUUUGGGACCACUACUAGGCAAAAUGUAAACCAAGAUUAUUUUCAAAAGAAGUUUUUUUUUUUCCUGGUGUAUUCUUGUUGGCUUUAGAGAGUACAAAAUUAAAAGCUGCAACUAUGACGCAAUGUCCAGUGGUCCGUUUGUAUGUCUUAGAAUGCCACUGUAAAUUUUAGAUUACAUUGAACAGAAUAAACACCAUGCUGGAAGAUUCA